AUGAAAUCAACUUCGAUCGAUAAAGAUGAACUAAUAUCAGUAUGUGAAAUUGAAUACGAAGGUAAUCCGACUGAAUUGGCUACUCUGCGAGAGUUUAAGCAAAAUUAUUCAUCUGAACAAUCAAAUAUUGAUUUCUUCUUCCUUUUUCGAUUUUUCAUUCGCGAUCUUGAACAACAACUCGAUCAACAUCGAUGUUCAUCACCUCUUCGUCUCUAUCGUGGUCAAUUAAUAUCAAAUGAAGAACUACAAUGA
Rotaria socialis is the source of this 252-nucleotide messenger RNA. Lineage: Eukaryota; Metazoa; Rotifera; Eurotatoria; Philodinida; Philodinidae. The record is from the annotation of a GenBank genome assembly.